Molecule: messenger RNA, 1023 nt
Organism: Chondrus crispus (carragheen)
Lineage: Eukaryota; Rhodophyta; Florideophyceae; Gigartinales; Gigartinaceae
Exons: 2
Coding region: 1-945 (314 amino acids)
Source: RefSeq, a predicted model, not a curated record
AUGGCCACGGGGGUUGGCGGUACCGCCGCUUUGUCGCCGGACGGGGAGAGACUGGCCUGGGUCGUCUUUGCGGGCUCUCCGUCGAAGGUCUAUCUCACUGUUUGGAGCGUGCGUGAGUCCUGCGUUAUCAGCAUUUCUGAGGUCACCAAGAUUUAUCCGAGACGCUGGUCGGCUCUGGGCUGGGCAAGGGUUGUCUUUUCGCCAAACGGCAGGUACUGCAUUGUGGUUGUCAAUUGCGCGAAGAAGGUGCUCAGGGUGGAAAGCGUGGACGGCGAGAUUGCGAGGACCAAACUCUGUCGCUUUGUCACAGCAGUAUUUGAGAUGAGCGGGGAUAGGGGCGCGUUGCCGGUUCGGGAGCGAUGCGACUGGCUGGAAAUGUCGCCUGGGACGUUUGCGCAGGGCUUGUGUGCGGCGGUGACAAGCGCGGUGCAGGGGCUUGUUCUACAUGUCGGGACCGCGCAUUUGUUCGGCGAAGACAAGGUGUUACUAAGCCGGAGGAGGCAGUAUCAUGAGUCUGCGCUUCUGCUGAAUUGCAUCCACUCAUGCCCAGGGGAGGCGUCGUACAAGGCGCUGUCGUUCGGGCGGGCUACGAGGCAUCCGUGGUUUGUGACAAAGCAGCCUAUGUACUCGUUUCUGUUUGAUAUGGCUGGGAAGCGAGUGCAUGUGGCGACGUCGCCGCAUGCGAAUGCGAUGCUGACGAUGGUUAAGAUGGACGGGGAGAAGGACGGCUUUGAGGUCGAGCAGCAGAAGGAGGAGCGGAGGAGGUGGAGGGACGGCCCCGUGAAGAGGAGGCAUGUUUUCAAGAACAUGCCUUGGAGGACGAGUUUUGCAACAGUGACGGCGUUUUCUUUGACGGGGAAAUGGAUCGCUGGGGCCAGUUUGUUGGAUGCUGACAAGUGUUGCGUGUGCGUCAGAAAUGUCACGCUAACAGAACUGUUUGGGUAAAAGUGAAUAGUCAUAGAACAGCAGCGACCUACCCUACAUUACAGAUUCGCGUGAUCCUUUAAUAGUUUUCAUCGUGAA